GUCUCCUAAGAUCCUUCACUGGGAAAUAAAGCACAAGCAGCAUACAGGAUUAUAUGGAUACUUUGUCCACACACCUUUUGGGGGAAACCCAUUAUAUGAAAUGCAGGGAGAACGGAGCGGAAGAGGAAGAAGAAGAUAAAGAGGAAGAAAAAGAUGAGUCGGCCGCCCAGAAGCAACCUAGGGCCAGAUCAUACUGGGCUCCGAGUUUCUACCUCAGAGCCAAUAAGGAGGUGUACUAUUACGUUGGGCAGGAGAUUUUUAUCGAAGGGGUUCUUGACUGCUAUGCAGGCAUGGUAUGGCCGGCGGCUCUGGCUCUCUGUCACUACCUGGACACUCACCGGGAACAGUUGAGUCUUGUGGACAAGACGGUCCUGGAGAUCGGAGCAGGAACUGGCCUCAUGUCUGUUGUAGCAGCGCUCCUCGGAGCUUCAGUCACAGCUACAGACUUACCUGACGUGUUGGGUAACCUCCGGGCCAAUGUGAUGAGGAACACCAGGGGGCGUUGCAGAUACACUCCCCAGGUGGCAGCUCUGUCCUGGGGCCAUGACCUGGAGAGCACCUACCCUACAUCAGUCUACCGGUAUGACUACGUGCUGGCAGCUGACGUGGUCUAUCAUCACGACUUCCUGGAUGAGCUCCUGGUCACCAUGAAGCAUUUCUGCAAACCAGGAACGACUGUGAUCUGGGCCAACAAGGUGAGGUUGGAGGCCGAUCUGACUUUCACCGAGAACUUUAAAAAUGCUUUUCACACAAGUCUGCUCACUGAAGACGGAGAGAUAAAGAUCUUCAUGGCAACGUGUAGAGAGUGAGAGGAAGAAGGUGAU
This is a messenger RNA of Anarrhichthys ocellatus (wolf-eel), 824 nucleotides long. Its product is annotated as protein-lysine methyltransferase METTL21C-like. Lineage: Eukaryota; Metazoa; Chordata; Actinopteri; Perciformes; Anarhichadidae. The transcript is spliced from 5 exons. Bases 54 to 809 code for a protein of 251 amino acids. The record is from RefSeq and is a predicted model, not a curated record.